This is a messenger RNA of Diprion similis, 1499 nucleotides long. Its product is annotated as feline leukemia virus subgroup C receptor-related protein 2-like. The record is from RefSeq and is a predicted model, not a curated record. Gene Ontology annotation, molecular function: heme transmembrane transporter activity; heme binding. Gene Ontology annotation, biological process: heme export; transmembrane transport. NCBI's taxonomy places the organism in Eukaryota, Metazoa, Arthropoda, Insecta, Hymenoptera, Diprionidae. The coding region runs from base 48 to 1475 and encodes 475 amino acids. Gene Ontology annotation, cellular component: membrane. The transcript is spliced from 6 exons.
AGCUCCGCAGCUGAAGAAUAGAUUUUUCUUAAAAGUCUUUAAGAAUAAUGACGAAUCUACAAAUCACUGAGAAUGACACCGUGCAUCCUCUGAAGACUGGAUAUACAGAGGAAAACGAGGACACCGUAACCGGCAGUCCCUACAAGGUCCAGGUUUUCAAAAGACGGUGGCUUCAGCUCUUCUUGUUUGCAUUAUGCGGCAUGUGCAGCAGCUAUCAAUGGCCUCAAUUCACGAUCAUCGGCCAUAUAAUAAUCCUCAGGUACUACGGCGUCUCUAUCUCAGCUGUCGCGUCGACCAGCAUCAUGUUGAUGGUAGCCUACUCAGUUUUCCUCUUCCCUGCCUUGUUUUUAAUGGAACGGAUUGGCAUCAAGUGGUCAGUAGUGAUAGGAGCUGUAUUGACUUGUCUCGGAGCUUGGAUUAAGGUCUUUGCGGCAGCCCCAGAUCGGUUUCCGGUUUUGCUGAUAGGCCAGGCCUUGGUCGCGAUGAGCCAGGUUUUCAUCUGUUCUGUUCCGGGAAAAUUGGCAGCAUUCUGGUUCGGGAAAGACCAACUCGCCCUCGCUACCGCCAUUGGCUGCUACGCAGUUCACGUUGGCCUGUCAAUCUGCUUUCUGACUGUUCCGAUAUUCGUUGGAAACCACGACGACGUCGAGGAAAUUGGGCAUACAUUGUCCGUCAUUUACUGGACACUCGCGAUUGCAUGUUCAGUUGUAACGUUAGCCGUACUUUUUCUUUUUCAGGACGAACCUCCCAUGGCACCAAGCGAGUCGCGGGCGUUUCAAAAAUCCGCCCAUGAGUGUCUCGAUAGAGGAGUUUUGGUGUCGUUCAAAAGGUUACUAACAAAGAACAGCAGCUUCAUUAUUCUUUGGAACACCUAUGGUCUGAUUGUUAGCAUAUUUUACUCAAUGGCGACGAUUUGGAAUCCAUUGUUCUUAACUCACUUCAAGAAUUGCGAAGUUGAUCUUGGAAUAACCAGUGUGUUGAAUUGCCUUCUGGGUACCAUAGGUUCGGUAAUCAUCGCGUCAAUUCUCGACAAAACUAAGAAAUUCAGAGUCAUCGCCAUCACCGUGACCAGUUCAGCCGUACUUUUCGAAAUACUUUUGGCUGUGACCUUAAACGUGGAAAUUAAAUGGAUGGUUUAUCUGUCCCUUUCGUUAUUCGGCAUUGCUCAACUCAGUUUCAGCGCGAUCGGAUUUGAAUUAUGCGCUGAAGCGACUUACCCUGAACCCCAGGCAGUGUCCAUGGGGAUUUUGAGCAUAGCAGGCCAACUAUAUGGAGCUAUCGUAACUCCCAUUAUCCUGAAGGUGAUAAACGUUUACGGGGAUGCAGCUGGACACGUGGCCAUGCUCGCAAUUCUCAGUCUAGGAACUUUGUUGACAAUAUCGAAUAAAAUUGAUCUGCAUAGGCAAAGAGCCGAAGAACAUGCCGCGCAAUAUAAUGCACUGAGUCAAGGAAUAUUACAUAAGAUUGACAAGUGAUAUAGAUUUGGUCAGCCUUUCUCC